AGCAUGAAUGAGUCCUGUGUCCAGUGAGCAACUCUGUGGAACGUUCUUUGGACUUCAGACCAUGUGGCAAUCAUUCCAGCGAGGUUUUAUCAACUUUACACCUGCUGUAAAUAUCGAUCUGAUUUCCUCAUUCCACAAAGACACGCUGAGGGGAAGAGCCGAGAGCCAGAGCUCUGUGAGGAUCCGACCACGAGCUGAAGUUCUGUGAGGAUCCGACCACGAGCUGAAGUUCGGUGAAGAUGUAUCCGUGAACCUCCAGGUUGCCUGUGGAUACCGUUCUCAUGGAAACCUCCUUGUGAUUUUAGUGCCAUUCUUUCUCAUGGAGAACAUCUCAGGACCAGGUGAUGGAGAAAACAUUACUGAUGUUUCAGAAGCCACUGAUGUGGAACGAGUCCUGGUGCCCAUCCUGGACAGCGUCAUCCUUCUGAGCGGGUUGGUGGGACACGUGCUGGUCAUCAUCAUCAUCUCACGAACAAUAAGAGCAAGAAGUGGAAUCAAUGCUGCUGGAAACCAACAUGCUAACGCUAACGGAAUGGACAUUCUCCUGCUGAGUUUAAGUGUGGCGGAUAUUCUGCUUCUGUCCUGCGUCCCCUAUCACACUGUCGCCAUAGCAACCCGCCACUGGCCCUUCGGAAGCUUCAUGUGCAAAGCGGUCAGCUUCCUGGGAGCCAUGUGCAGCUCAGCUAGUGCCUUCACGCUCGCUGCUCUGGCCUUCAGCCGCUACAUCAUCGUGGUUCACCCGACUAAAGCGUUCCGAUGCCGUAGAAGCAGCUGGUUAAAAAUCCUGGCUGUGGUUCUGUGGAUUCCGGCUGUUGUCUUGGCGAUUCCUCAGUUCACCUGGAGGACACUAAUUUCAGGCACUGAACUGCGUUCAGCCAGACAGGAUUUGAUAUGUUUCAACUUCCUGUCUGACUCGGACCAGCUGGCGUACGGCAUUUUCCACUUUUUACUUGCCUUCCUUCUUCCGCUGGUAGUCAUCACACUAGCGUAUGGUAAGAUCUACCAUUUCCUGCACAAAACCAGACAGAGGCGUGACACUAACCAGACGGCCCGUCUGGAACGCUACCAGACGCAGGUGACCCAGACGUCGCUGCUGCUGGUUCUGGCAUUCGUCCUGUGCUGGCUGCCAUCCUAUGGACUGAUGCUGGUGCAGCUCGGAUAUCGAUCCACGGUGACGGGGCUUCAGCCGAGAUUCGGACCCUUCGCUACGUUCGCUCGCGUCAUGGCCACUUCAUCGACCGUGAUGAACCCUGUCUUGUACGUCUUCAUGUCACAGAAAUUCAGGAUGGAACUGAAGAAACUCGUGAGGAAACGCUGCUGCUAACGUGAACGUCUGAGAGAAACGUCCACACCUCGUUAGUGGAGUAGAAACAGAAAUGUCCUUAUAAACACUCUGUAGCUGGAGUGAAGACUUCACUCGGGUUAUUUUCUGUUUUGUUGCUAUUAACAAAAACUUCAUCAACAGAAGCAGAAACCAGUAUUUAUGAGAACAACAUGGUCCUGUUAUUAAUCUGAACCACAACCACUUCAUUACAGGAACAAUUAGAACUAAACACUUCACUCGCUAAACACUUCAUCUGCUGACGACCUUUAAGUGUUUUUGUUUAAAUUAAUCAGUCAGUCAGUACGUCAGUCCGUCAGUCAUUCAGUCAGUCAGUACGUCAGUCAUUCAGUUCGUCAGUCCGUCAGUAAGUCAGUAUGUCAGUCAUUCAGUCAGUCAGUCAGUCAGUACAUUACUCAGAAUGUCAGUCCGUCAGUAAGUCAGUACGUCAGUCAGUACGUCAGUAAGUCAGUACGUCAGUCAGUACAUCAGUCAGUCAGUCAGUCAGUCAGUCAGUACAUUACUCAGAAUGUCAGUCCGUCAGUAAGUCAGUACGUCAGUCAGUACGUCAGUAAGUCAGUACGUCAGUCAGUACGUCAGUAAGUCAGUACGUCAGUCAGUACGUCAGUAAGUCAGUACGUCAGUCAGUACAUCAGUCAGUCAGUCCGUCAGUAAGUCAGUACAUCAGUCAUUCAGUACGUCAGUAAGUCAGUACGUCAGUAAGUCAGGACAUCAGUCAUUCAGUACGUCAGUAAGUCAGUACGUCAUUCAGUCAGUCAGUCAGUCCGUACGUCAUUCAGUCAGUACAGUCAGUCAGUACGUCAGUCAGUACGUCAGUCAGUAGGUCAGUACGUCCGUCCAUCCAACCAUUUGUCCGUCUGUCCAUGAAACUACCCACUUUUAAACUUUAUAGAAUUUAUUGUUUCUUCCUUACUUUUCUUCUAGUGAAUGUUGUAAUAGUAAUUUUCAGACACGCUCAUGUGACAAAAUCUAAAUAUAGAAAAGUAAACAGUAAAAUCAAUAAAUAAAUGUUUUUUUCAGGGUAAAGCUGGUUUUCUGAGCUUAAGUUCUUCUGAAAAAACUUGGAUGUAGUUCACUGCCUGAAAUCCGAAUAAACUCAUUAUUAUUAUUAUUA
This is a messenger RNA of Tachysurus vachellii, 2456 nucleotides long. Its product is annotated as somatostatin receptor type 4. Bases 320 to 1324 code for a protein of 334 amino acids. Gene Ontology annotation, molecular function: G protein-coupled peptide receptor activity. The record is from RefSeq and is a predicted model, not a curated record. NCBI's taxonomy places the organism in Eukaryota, Metazoa, Chordata, Actinopteri, Siluriformes, Bagridae. The transcript is spliced from 2 exons. Gene Ontology annotation, cellular component: membrane. Gene Ontology annotation, biological process: neuropeptide signaling pathway.